This is a messenger RNA of Mastomys coucha (southern multimammate mouse), 4016 nucleotides long. It is a transcript of the gene Ereg, whose product is annotated as epiregulin. Bases 195 to 683 code for a protein of 162 amino acids. The record is from RefSeq and is a predicted model, not a curated record. Gene Ontology annotation, biological process: positive regulation of cell population proliferation; epidermal growth factor receptor signaling pathway; positive regulation of mitotic nuclear division. NCBI's taxonomy places the organism in Eukaryota, Metazoa, Chordata, Mammalia, Rodentia, Muridae. The transcript is spliced from 5 exons.
GCGUGCCUAAGCGCCUCCCUAGACUUAUAAAGGUCGCUGUGCCACGCUGGUAGUUCAGCUCACUUGCCUGGCUGCUCAGAGUCACAGCGACUUAGUCGGCUCUGGUUCCUGGAUCAGCCCGGUUCCAACUCAGCCAAAGGCGCCUUGCUCCUGCCCGCCGUCCCGCUCUCUGCAAGCUGCACCAAGACAGAAGGAUGGAGACUCUCCCUGCCGCUUGGGUCCUGGCGCUGCUCUGUCUAGGUUCCCACCUUCUACAAGCAGUUAUCAGCACAACAGUGAUUCCAUCAUGUAUCCCAGGGGAAUCUGAAGAUAAUUGCACAGCUUUAGUUCAGAUGGAAGAUGAUCCCCGAGUGGCUCAAGUGUUGAUUACAAAGUGUAGCUCUGACAUGGAUGGCUACUGCUUGCAUGGACACUGCAUCUACCUGGUGGACAUGAGUGAGAAAUUCUGCAGAUGUGAAGUGGGUUACACUGGUCUGCGAUGUGAACACUUCUUUCUAACUGUUCACCAACCCUUGAGCAAAGAAUAUGUUGCAUUGACAGUGAUCCUCAUUUUCCUGUGUCUUGUCAUAACUGCUGGAUCCAUAUACUACUUCUGCAGAUGGUACAAAAAUCGAAAAAGUAAAAAAUCAAGGGAAGAAUACAAGAGAGUGACCUCAGGGGACCCAGUGCUGCCACAAGUCUGAACAAUGCUAUCAAAUUGAGGACAAGGAUGUCCAUCAGUGUGCCUGGCUGAUGUCAAUAUUUUGUCAUUUUAACAAUAUUUAUGUUGGGUCAUGUGUUAGGUCAAUAACUGUAUAUUUUUAAUACACUUGAAAAGUGUUUUAUUUUUGACAGAAAUAUAUUUGCUAAUAUAUUAUAUGUAAAAUAUUUAAUAACAAAAGAAAUUUGAUAUUUUUGUAAGAAUUUUCUGAGUAUGAUGCUUUAUUGAAAAGCUUCAAAGUUCAUUAAGCUGGUGCAGUGCUUAGAGAGAGCAAUGCCCAGUCUGUGGCUUGGGAGGUGUGUCUGCAAGUGACAUUCCUGAGAGUUUAGUGAUAUGGUCAAGUCCAUUGCAUCAGUAAUUUAUUUUCUUCUUCUCAUGUCUGUGAUAAUUGACUUGACUGUAUUGUGGCUUGGCACGGUGGUUGGCGAGCCUAGUCGUAUGGUCAAAUCAGUUGCAUAAAUAAUUUAUUUUCUACUUCUUAUGUCUGUGAUAAUUGCUUUGACUAUAUCAUCAAAUAUUAAACAGUAAUGACAAUGGGACUUAGAGGAGGUAAACUCAACUUGUGUACCUCAAGCCACACAUUUGAACCAGCUAGUCCUGGAGAGGAUGUCUCUUCAGCAUCUCUGCUAUAGGGUUUCAGAUGUGUCUAGAGGUGGCAAAGGACAGUCCACCCAAACAAUGGCUGCUCCAUCGAUGUAGAGGACAUCAUUGUGUGAGGUUGUUGUUUUGAAUAUCAAUCAGAAAAUCCACAUUUGAAGACACAUGUGAACCCCAUUUUAGAGUAUUCAUUUUUAUAGGGAAUUUACUGAAGAAUUAUAGCAUUAAAGCAGAAUCCAAAUCAAAUUAAUUGUAUUUUUAAAACACAGGAGGAUGCUAACCAGAUCUCAUCUGAUAUGGAAACAUACUUUUGUAUUUCGUGCUCAAGAGGAUUUUGUUUUUUGGUUUUUUUUGUUGUUGUUUUGUUAUUGUUGUUAUUAUUUUGUUUGUUAACACAGAGUCUCACUGGCCCCAAGCUCAUGGUAACUCUCCUGUCUUAACCUCCUUGGUUCUUGGUUACAGGAAUACAUUACUGUGCCUAGCUACCAUACACCGUUCAGACAACAUCUUAUUUCAGAUUUUAAAGCUACAAUUCAAAACAUAUAUCCAAAGGCAGGAAGUGGGGAAAGUACAGGAAAAAAAAUCACAAUCUAAUUUUCCAAAGGAGAAAGACAUUUGAAAGCUUUUAAAAUUUAAACUUCAUUAUCCAUACCCAUGGAAACUAAAUUGAAGCCUGCCCCUUUUCUCUGUCCUUUGUUUGCCUUUACAGAAAGACAGAAGGCUGGUCUCCACUCGCAGCCUGCAGGUCUUAGUGAGUCAUUGAGAAUAUUCUGUGCAGUUAUCUCGAGAGCUACUGCUAGAACACCUUUUCCUGGAGGCUGCCUCCCUGAAUGCUCAACCUUAGGUAGAAUCUCCCUGGAACACAUACCAGGUCAGGGAGGGCCGAUUCUUCCCCCAGCUUUUUCCUGGCAUAUAUUCAGGUAACAAAAAGAUCAGGAGUUGCCUCUGGCUUUUAAAGUGACAAGGAGCAAGUCAUUGAUACUCCAUGGAGCCAGUCAUGGAAAACCCUGGAUGGUUCACAGAGCUUUCAUCCAAAACCCUGGCCUUGCUAUGAGGGAAACAGAUUAAAUAACAAUGCACAAUGCAUUCCCGUGCAUCUGCUUGUGCACACAUAAGCUCCAUCCUUUGUAGAAUUACAGCUCUUCGUUUCUAUAGUAACCAGAAUACUCCUGUUUAAAAGGACAAAGGGGAAUGGAGGUCAGUGAGGUCUAAAAUGUGUAUUUCUUUGCUAUUUGAUUUGGCUGAAGGACAGCCAGCAUCCUGUGUGAGAAUACAGUUUUAAAUCCCAUUGACAUCAACUGGAUGAAGAAAACACUGGCCUAUUUCCAGUGACCUUAGCUUCUCCAGACAAAAGUUUAAAGCUUAUCAAGAACUGGACUGAAACAGCCAGUUCAUCUACAGAAGCUGAAAAAAAAAGGCUUUUAGAUAUUGGUAUAUUGGUAUAUUAUAUGGUAUAAUGCCCAUGGUCUACUAUGAGCAUUCCUAGGCAUAUAACAUAACUAGAUGCAAGAAGUUUGUGGUAGCAUUGUAUAUUUUUAGAUAUGUUUGAAAAGAACUCAGGAACAAUUUAGAUCUUUCUGUCUUUUUGUUGUUGUUGUUUUGACCUCAAAGCUGGGAACAAAAGUCAGAGCCUUAGACACAUCCAGCAAACACUACUGUUAGGCUACACCUAUCAUCCCCUAAAAACAUACUAAUAAUGCAGAAAGAUGACGGAGCUUGCAGGUGUUGGGUGAACAUGUUUUAAAAACUCAUUGUUCCGGUGAAGAUUGUGUUAAGAAAGCAUAAAAAGAUUACAAUCAAUUCAUACACAGAUUUCUCAUUAUAUUGCGUAUACACACACAGGGACAUCACACUCUGUGAACAAAGACAUUGUGCUCUGUACUUGACACUAAACUUUUACCUAAAAAUUGAGACUCCAACUACCUAAAGCCUCCAUCUCUGUAACUGGACCAUAAUUCUACUGCUCUCAUCUGGUUCACUCCCUCUGUGUCAAGAGUCAAACUGUGGGGAAAAAGCCGAAGAUUUUUUUUAAGUCCUUGAGAAGACAGCUAACGAAAUUUGCCUGCCAAAAGAUAGCAAUUAUUGAAUUGAUACCUGUUUCUAGCAAAUAUAUGACAUGGUUAGUGUCUAAUUUUUGUUUCAUUCAUUCAGUAAUGUGUAAAGUUGCCUUUAAAUAUUUUUAUUGGACCAAAUUUGUCACGUUUGUUUUGAUUUUUUAUUUUGUAGAGUUCUUUUUAAGUUGGAUUGGCUUCCCCAUUUCUUAAAAAAAAUUUCUAAUGUUAUGGGGGAAGGGGAGCAUAAACAGCACUUCUGGACUACAUUUUAAAAUUUUAACUGAAAACUACUUUUGUCUAAGAUAUCUCGUCCAUUGAAAUGCGAUGCUUGUGAAUGUCAUACCGUGCAUUUUCACUUUUUGCCCCUUUGCACUCUGUCAUUGCACUUUGUAAGUCGGAAGGACCACUCAUAUAAAUUUCCUAUUAAAAGUUCUAGUGGAACAUAAAGUUGUAUUGCGUUCACCUUAAAACUUAUUUCACUAUGAAUGUUACCAGAGUACUGAAUUGUAUCAAUUUGUUUGCAGUUAAUAUCAGCUUUGAUAGUCAUGUACCUUGACAUAGUGAAGGACACUAUUAUAGAUGAGUUAUUGUCAAUUUUUAUUUAUUUUUGUUAGGAAUUGGCAAAGAUCACUAUGGAAAAAUAAAAGUACAAACACAUAAAAAGA